Molecule: messenger RNA, 1287 nt
Organism: Penicillium canescens
Lineage: Eukaryota; Fungi; Ascomycota; Eurotiomycetes; Eurotiales; Aspergillaceae
Product: putative ubiquitin conjugating enzyme (UbcD)
Exons: 6
Coding region: 1-579 (192 amino acids)
Biological process (GO): protein polyubiquitination; ubiquitin-dependent protein catabolic process
Cellular component (GO): nucleus
Molecular function (GO): ubiquitin conjugating enzyme activity
Source: RefSeq, a predicted model, not a curated record
AUGUGUCAUCUGUGGCGGUAUUGGUAUUGUAUUGGGAGAAACCCGCCCACUUUUCCCCCUCUCAAUCUUCUCUUCUUUCUCUUUCUUUUCCACACAAAGACUUCUCUUUUUGACUUUACUUUCUCUUUGCUCGUCAUGGCUCUCAAGCGCAUUAACAAGGAACUCACUGACCUCGGCCGGGACCCGCCCUCUUCCUGCUCCGCUGGUCCCGUCGGCGAUGACCUGUUCCACUGGCAAGCAACGAUCAUGGGUCCUGGUGACUCCCCAUACUCAGGCGGUGUCUUCUUCCUGUCCAUCCACUUCCCUACCGACUACCCCUUCAAGCCUCCCAAGGUCAACUUCACCACUCGCAUCUACCACCCCAACAUCAACUCGAACGGCAGCAUCUGUCUGGACAUCCUGAGGGACCAAUGGAGCCCCGCACUCACCAUUUCCAAGGUGUUGCUCUCCAUCUGCUCGAUGCUCACAGACCCCAACCCGGAUGACCCUCUCGUCCCCGAAAUCGCGCACGUCUAUAAGACCGACCGCCUUCGUUACGAGGCGACAGCUCGAGAAUGGACCCGCAAGUACGCUAUUUGAGAAUUUGAAACGACAAAUCAAUAUCAUGUUUCUUUAUCGCUCCUCCAUUCCCACCUUUCUCCUCGGCCCUUAUGAUCUCCCACUCGACGACAAAAUACCUCUCGAUUUCUUUCCAACUUCGUCGCUCUGCAUCUUUCCGCUUCGCCGUUCUUGUGCCCCGCAACCCACGUUAGAAUCAAAUUCAGAAUCAGAACCCGCGAAAGUCUGGCGUACCCCGUGGUCGUAGAUACGUUUCUUGCCGUCUUCUUGCACUAUUACUUGAUCCAGUUUUAUGUCACCUUCAAAUUCAAAUGCCUGUCUCUUCUCCGUGAUCGCGCUUGCUUGCUUUCCUUUUGCCCGCGUGUUUGCGCGGUGACGUUUCGUGGUCGUUGAAUUUGAGAGUUCCUGGGACCCAAUGUCAUACUCCAACGAUCCUUAUGACCAACUUCUUCAUGCAUGGCAUUUUGUUUUCCAAGGUUUCUUUCUGAGAUUUUUCGUAAGGAUUGAUUCUGCUUUCAGAGAACUUCUACUUUUCUACAGUGCUGCUCUGCGGGUUGCUUCGGUUUUUUUGGAUUAUGCGGUUGAACGAUUAACGAUGAAGGUGGAGGCUAGAUGCAGUUGCCGAUUAUGUGGACUUGUCAUCAUGAGGUCUUGUGUCUCUUGUGCUAGGUGCUAGUGGCUGAUCUCUUUUCUUCUAUGAAUAGCACAAUCCAGGCAGGUCCCUCGGUG